Molecule: messenger RNA, 2740 nt
Organism: Homo sapiens (human)
Lineage: Eukaryota; Metazoa; Chordata; Mammalia; Primates; Hominidae
Gene: PES1
Product: pescadillo ribosomal biogenesis factor 1
Exons: 17
Coding region: 970-2319 (449 amino acids)
Biological process (GO): maturation of 5.8S rRNA from tricistronic rRNA transcript (SSU-rRNA, 5.8S rRNA, LSU-rRNA); ribosome biogenesis; maturation of LSU-rRNA from tricistronic rRNA transcript (SSU-rRNA, 5.8S rRNA, LSU-rRNA)
Cellular component (GO): nucleoplasm; PeBoW complex; nucleus
Molecular function (GO): ribonucleoprotein complex binding
Source: RefSeq, marked reviewed
AAAGAGCCCGGGACCAGCGCAGAGGGCCUGAUGCCUGAUCUGUCAAGUCUGUCCGACCGUGCCUGUCUGCUGUCCCCCCAGCUGUUCCAGUGGUGGAUUGGCAGGACCGGGUGCCUACCCGGUACUCCUUACCAAAGGAGCCCCUGGUAGUGCCCACCUAGCCCAGGACAAGGAGUGGAACGGGAGCUGCAGCUGCAGUGGUCACGAAGGCAGCCUGGAGGAGGUGGCCAUGGAGGAUAGCCUUCGUUAUCGUCAGCCUCUGGUGAGAAGCAGCAGCAUCCUUCCAGAGAGUCACUUCUGAUCCCCAAGCCGCAUAACCGCGAAUGAACCAAAGAGAACCCGAAGCCGGUGGGAACUCAGCGCAGUCUCACCCUGCCCCUCGGGAACCGCUUCUCAGCAGCGGCAGCCGAAGUCUGACGACGCUUAGCAACCGUUACCUUGACAACGCAAUCCUAUCGCGCACCAUGGAGUGCGGCGCCCCUCUGCAUCCCAGAAGGCACCGCGCUGUCCCUAAGCCUUCCGCCCCUCUCCGUCCCAACAUGCAACGAGGCUCACAGUCAAUGAAUCGUCAUCAGGUAUGAACGAGGCUCGGCCACCAACUACAUCACCCGGAACAAAGCCCGGAAGAAGCUCCAGCUGAGCUUGGCUGACUUUAGGCGGCUGUGCAUUCUGAAGGGCAUUUAUCCCCAUGAACCCAAACACAAGAAGAAGGUUAACAAGGGUUCUACAGCAGCCCGAACGUUUUACCUUAUCAAAGACAUCAGGUUUCUCCUCCACGAACCCAUUGUCAACAAGUUCCGUGAAUACAAGGUGUUCGUCCGGAAGCUCCGGAAGGCUUAUGGGAAGAGCGAGUGGAACACUGUAGAGCGUUUAAAGGACAAUAAGCCCAACUACAAACUCGACCACAUCAUCAAGGAACGGUAUCCCACGUUCAUCGAUGCCCUGCGGGACCUGGACGAUGCCCUCUCCAUGUGCUUCCUGUUUUCCACCUUCCCGCGGACUGGCAAGUGCCACGUGCAGACCAUUCAGCUGUGCCGCCGGCUCACUGUGGAGUUCAUGCACUACAUUAUCGCUGCCCGUGCCCUGCGCAAGGUCUUCCUGUCCAUCAAAGGCAUUUACUACCAGGCCGAGGUACUGGGGCAGCCCAUCGUGUGGAUCACUCCCUAUGCCUUCUCCCAUGACCACCCGACAGACGUGGACUACAGGGUCAUGGCCACCUUCACCGAGUUCUACACCACGCUGCUGGGCUUUGUCAACUUCCGCCUUUACCAGUUGCUCAACCUCCACUAUCCCCCGAAGCUCGAGGGUCAGGCCCAAGCAGAGGCAAAGGCCGGUGAGGGCACCUACGCGUUGGACUCCGAGAGUUGUAUGGAGAAACUGGCAGCCCUCAGUGCCAGCCUGGCCCGCGUGGUGGUGCCUGCCACAGAGGAGGAGGCCGAGGUGGAUGAGUUUCCCACCGAUGGGGAGAUGUCAGCGCAGGAGGAAGACCGCAGGAAGGAGCUGGAGGCGCAGGAGAAGCACAAGAAGCUUUUUGAGGGCCUGAAGUUCUUCCUGAACCGAGAGGUGCCCCGUGAGGCCCUGGCCUUCAUCAUCAGGAGUUUUGGUGGGGAAGUGUCCUGGGACAAAUCUUUGUGCAUUGGGGCCACCUAUGACGUCACAGACUCCCGCAUCACCCAUCAGAUUGUCGACCGGCCUGGGCAGCAGACCUCAGUCAUUGGCAGGUGCUACGUGCAGCCCCAGUGGGUGUUUGACUCAGUGAACGCCAGGCUCCUUCUCCCCGUGGCAGAGUACUUCUCUGGGGUGCAGCUGCCCCCACACCUUUCACCCUUUGUGACCGAGAAGGAAGGAGAUUACGUUCCACCUGAGAAGCUGAAGCUGCUGGCUCUGCAGCGGGGAGAGGACCCAGGAAACCUGAAUGAGUCAGAAGAGGAGGAGGAAGAGGACGACAACAACGAAGGUGAUGGUGAUGAAGAGGGAGAAAAUGAGGAGGAGGAGGAAGAUGCAGAGGCUGGUUCAGAAAAGGAGGAAGAGGCCCGGCUGGCAGCCCUGGAAGAGCAGAGGAUGGAGGGGAAGAAGCCCAGGGUGAUGGCAGGCACCUUGAAGCUGGAGGAUAAGCAGCGGCUGGCCCAGGAGGAGGAGAGUGAGGCCAAGCGCCUGGCCAUUAUGAUGAUGAAGAAGCGGGAGAAGUACCUGUACCAGAAGAUCAUGUUUGGCAAGAGGCGAAAAAUCCGAGAGGCCAACAAGCUGGCGGAGAAGCGGAAAGCCCACGAUGAGGCGGUGAGGUCUGAGAAGAAGGCCAAGAAGGCAAGGCCGGAGUGAGUGCCUGCGGCCCCUCACAGGGCUGAGGCCAGCCCCUAGCAGCUGGAUGUGGCAGAGGCAGGCCAGAGGACCUAAGUGUGAUGGACCAGAGUCACUUCUCCUCCUCCUUUCUCCAGCCAGCCCUGACCCCUCAUGCUCUCUGGCUGGGCCAGUGGGCAGCCCUCGCUUCCCUUGGAUGGAGCUGCCCUGCUGGUGCCUGGUCAGAGAAGAGGCCUCUGUGCCCAGCCUGAUUCUCUGCUCCCAGGAGCCAGUGACAUGAGGUGCAGAGGCCCACCCAGCCCCCUACCUACUGCCCCCAUUCAUCCUGGCUUUCCACAGCCCCCUCCCACACAGUUGGACCCGUGAUUCUCAGGGUGCUGUGAUGGGGUGAGGGUAGGGGGAGCAUUUGUUAUUAAAUGACUGGACUUUUGUGCCAAUUGCA